AAACAUCAUGAUCGCAGGUGAUUAUAAUAGGUCAUUUGUCAAUAAAUUGAGUUUUCGCGAAUCGUGGUCAAAUCAAUUUGGUUGUUUGAAAUUAAUUAAUUAAUCAUGUCUACCGAUCCAAAAGGACAUAAUCCAACAGCAUUAGAUCGUUGGCUUUUAGUUCGUUAUAAAAAAUAUCCAAAUGCUCAACAAAUACCCAAUAAUGUCAGCUCAAUCAUGAUGCGUAGGGUUCAUGAUAAAGCAAGGAUUCAUGUUGCAAUUAUUAUUAUGGCAUUAUCCGGUAUCGGUAUGUUUACCAAUGCAAUGAUUGGAAAAUAUCAAGCAAAACAAGGUUAUUCAAUUGAAAAAGCUGUUGCUGAUUAUCAACAAGAAUAUAAUAAACGUAAAGAACAAGAACUGAGUCAACAAAAAAAGUAGAAUUCAAAUUAAAUGAGCAAAAUGUUUGUUUGUUUUUUUCAAUAGAAAAAAG
Dermatophagoides pteronyssinus (European house dust mite) is the source of this 469-nucleotide messenger RNA. RefSeq names its product UPF0389 protein CG9231. The record is from RefSeq and is a predicted model, not a curated record. NCBI's taxonomy places the organism in Eukaryota, Metazoa, Arthropoda, Arachnida, Sarcoptiformes, Pyroglyphidae.